Lolium perenne is the source of this 591-nucleotide messenger RNA. Lineage: Eukaryota; Viridiplantae; Streptophyta; Magnoliopsida; Poales; Poaceae. The record is from RefSeq and is a predicted model, not a curated record.
AUGUCGGGGCCGUCGGCACAGAGGCCCUCGUCGACCGGCGACGGAGUUGACCGUCGGCGCAAGGUCACCGUCGGCACACUGCUGUCUAAACCGACGGUCACCGUCGGCGCAAACCGGACCGUUGGCACAGAAAGUUGGCGCCCGAAGGUCACCGUCGGCACAGCCGCGGCCGUCGCCCGCAAGCCACCACUGCCGCCGCCCGCCACCACUGCCGCCGCGGCCGUCCCCUUCCCAGCCGCCGCGCGCCACUCGGUCCGCCGCCCGCCGGAUCCCGACCCGCCGCCCCCCACCAGCCGCCGCCACCGGUGCCGCCGCCCGCCGUCCCCUUCCCACCCCCGACCCGCCGCCACCACCAGCCGCCGCGCCACCGUCCCCACCGCCGCUGCCGUCCCCUUCCCCACCGCCGCGCCGCCGUCCCCUUCGCCACCGCCGCGCAGCCAGCCGACGCCGCCCGGCCGGCCUCCCUCACCCGCCCGACCAGCAGCUGCCAGCUCCACCCCGGCCUCCCCGACCCGCAGCUGCCGGCGCCCUCGGCCCGACCUCUCCUACCUCGCCCUCGGCCGCCCUCCCCCUGCCGCCAUGGUCCCGUAG